This is a messenger RNA of Striga asiatica, 5788 nucleotides long. NCBI's taxonomy places the organism in Eukaryota, Viridiplantae, Streptophyta, Magnoliopsida, Lamiales, Orobanchaceae. The record is from the annotation of a GenBank genome assembly.
GCAAACAUGGAUUUGUACGCUCCUCUCUUCGAGAAAACGCGAAUACCCCACCCCUCGCUCCAGAAACUAGCUGUUAUCUCCGUCUUCGACAAGUUCCGAUCUGCCCCGCCGUCCGAUGCCGGCCGAGAAGCCGUCGGCCGCUGCCUCCGCUCCGCCUCCCCCUCCGUCGUCGAUCAGUCCGCGCGCGAGCUGUGCCGCCUCGUCAAGGACGCGAAAUUGGAUGUCUCGACUGGCUUGUUGGAGUUGCAGUCCGCACUCGAAGAGUCCUCCAGUCCUGAAUUAUCUAGCGUAUUCGUCAGAGCCAUUGGAUUGCUUACCAGACUUGGUUUUCAGCAAAAUCCGAGCUCAUUCCGAUUUCAUUCGUCCGAGAUUCAUCCUUUUGUCAAGGUCCUUUGUUGUGGGACUGAAGUUCAAGGUGGACUUGUGAAACAAGUAAUUAUGUUCAUCAUGAAGUGCAAACACCUGGGAAUGGAGGCUGUCUGUGAUUUUUUGGGUACCUUCUUGAAUUAUUCCAUUAUAAAAGUUCCUAUUGCAAGUUACAGUUCAGCAUUUGUGAGGGAGUUGGUGUCCACAAUGGCGGCGUUCUGCUGCUCUUUUCCCCAAGAAGCCAUUCCCAUAAUGAAGAUGCUGACUCGAUGUCUUAGUUUUUUCCCAUGUAAGAAUGCUGAAGAGGUUUCAACUGUUUCAUGUAUCAUUGAAUCCUUGGUGGAUGCAUAUCAGGUAGUUUCGAAGCAGUUGGUUGGAAUGGGGCUGCUUGUUGAUGAAGUUCAGUCACGUGGGUUGGCAUUGCUAGAGGCAGUUGUAUUGCAAAAUAGGAAUUUCCGAUCUCGCUUGGGUGGGGUUGACAAAUUAUUAGAUGCUGCAAAGAAUAUAUUGGCUGUCCAGAAAGAGCUUGGCUUUGAUUGUUGCACUGAACUUUCCUUGGUGACAUUAUUUUUGUUCCAAGUUCUCACUCAGUCAGAUAUUGAACACGAACAAUAUUCUACACUUAAACUAGUUUUGUUUAUCCUAAGAUGGAAAUAUGAAAAUGAUUAUUUCAUCGGUGCUUCUGCUAGUGAAUCAAUUGAGGAGCUUUUAUUUAUCUUUCCUGUGCUUGCACUUGUUUCCUCUCCAUCUACAUCCAUCAAACAAACGGCUACUGAUUUACUUUUUAUUUUGGAAAAGAUUGCUACUAAUAUCCUGAUUGCACCCGAGGAAAAACAACUGGUCCGGGGGAAGCACCUGCUGGCUGUUACUCCUGGACACAUUGUUUUCAGGUUUCUAAGGAAUAUGUGGUUUGAGGAUCAAUUGUCAUCCCACUGUCUGUUUUAUGUGAAUCAUUUUUCUGAUGGUGACAUCGAUUCUGACGGAGAGCAUUCUGAACUGGAGAUAUGGACUUCCUGUGUGACAGAGUAUUGUUUGCGACUCUUUGGAAAGGGCAAAGCCACUCCAUCCACCUCUCCAUCUAAAGAAAUCUUUCCAGCAGAAAUACCUCUGAUACUUGGUGCAGUUUCUAGUGUCUUAUUCUUGCAUCACACGAGGAACUUCUCCAUUGAUCUGUUGGCUACUUGCAGUAGUAUUGAACCCAUGCUUGGUGUUCCUUUGUUGCUGUUAACUUUAUUCUACAAUCAUCUUAAGCUCUUGGGUUUGCUUCCAUCAGUUGCUUCACAUCCUGCAAUGAUACCACUGGUGUUUCAGAUUCUUCUGCCUAUGCUCCAGAUGGAGGUUGAUCAGUAUGUCAUCUACAAAAUUUUCUUGUACAUGUUCUAUCUUACUGUAGAUCAUUGCCGCACGAACAUGAUGCUCGAUAAACCACGAAGGAUUAGCCUAGUGGUAUUGGAGCCAUUGGUAGACAGAGAGUUCUAUAUUUUGCAGUAUAGUAGUCUAAUGAAUGUGAUAUUCUGCUUUGAUCCUCAGUGUCAUAAAGGCGGUUGCUAUACGCUUGGUUAUGGCAAGCUAACCUGCAUUGGUUACAGAUUGUGGCUUCUUCCGAACAUUAGAAAAAUUAUACCAGCAAUCUUGCAACCAAAUGGACUAGCACAGUACGAAGCCGAAAGUGAUACCUGUAUCAGCAUUGCAGUCUCUGUAGAAGAUGUCUGCAAAAGAAACCCUGAUAAGGGAGUGGAUAUUAUUUUGUCUGUUGCGGCUUGCAUAGAAAACAGCAAUCCUUGGGUGAAGUCUCUUGGAUUACGAAGUCUUGCUCAUCUUUGUGAAGCUGAUGCUAUUGAUUUUUAUACUGCCUGGGAAGUCAUUGCAACGCAUAUUCAGGAUUACCAUGGAAAUUCAAUUGUUGCUUAUGGGCUGUCUCUUCUUUUAAAAUGGGGUGCAAUGGAUGCUGAAGCAUAUCCAGAAGGAGCGGCAAAUGCUUUGAACAUAUUGUGGAGCAUUGGAACCCACCAAGAAGUUAGACAGAGUUCUUCUUGGAACAGAGCGCGAGAAGCUGCGUUCGUAGCUUUAUCGCAAUAUGAUGUGGUGCAUAUCCAGCGAAGCAUACCGGAUUUUAGCUCCAGGAACAUGGAAUUCCUCGUUUCUCAGUCGGAUCUUGAUUCGCUCCCAGCAUUCAGAGAAUUUGAAGUCAAAAUCAUAAAUCACGAGCACAUUACAAGAAGAAGAUUCGUAAAGCAGAAAAGGGUCUCCGGAUCCGGAAACAAGAUUGUUAAGUUGUUAGAUGUAGUGCCUGGUGUUAUUUUCAGUUCAGGAAGUAAGCAAAGUAUAAAAGAGUUCCCCGGUGCAGCUUUAUUUUGUUUUCCCACUCAUAGAGAUGUGAAGAACCAAGGACUGUCAAGAGAUGUUCAUGCUAAAUAUGAAGAUGCAGCUGUGGAAAUAGCAGCCUCUCUUCAGAUUUCAAGAAAUACUUUUCUUGCCCUUCUUUCUCUGCAAUCAUGGAAACCUUUCAUGCAAAGGUGGCUGAGGUCACGCGUGAUGGUACUUGAGGCAAAUGUCCAUGGCACCAUGUUAGAUAACACGUCAAAGGCUGCUAAUGAAAUCCUGAAGAUUCUAACAAGGUUAGCAGAUGCAGCAAUUCCUCGGUCUGCUGAAAAUAUCGCAUUAGCACUUGGAGCUUUUUGUGUGGUUCUACCUGCAUCUGCACACAUGGUCAAGUCGAUGGCUUCAAAGUUCUUGCUAGACUGGUUGUCUCAGUAUGCGCACGAAUACCGCCAAUGGUCGGCGGCGAUUUCUCUUGGGUUGAUAUCAAGUUGCCUGCAUUUGACUGAUCAUGAGCAGAAGUUUGAGAAUAUAAAUGCCCUUCUUGAGGUGGCGUCCAUUAGCAAGAGCACCCUUGUGAAAGGAGCUUGCGGGAUCGGAUUGGGUUUUUCAUGUCAGGGUCUUCUAAACAGAAUUGAUUUCGGGGCUAAAGCUCAACCGAAAAAAGAAACACAUGGGAUGCAUGAAACUGAACUAUUAAGAAAAAUUAUCAGGACUUUAGUUGCGAUGAUAUAUCAGUUAGGUGGGUCAUCAGAGAAUAUUCUGAAAAAGCUAAAUGACUAUAUACCUCUAGAAACAGAUUAUUUAUCUACUGAAUUUGAAGUUAUAAUUGAGGACAAUGAUCAUCUGGAGGAGGAUGCAUGGGCUAUUGCUGGACCCAUAAUCGGUUUAGGUAAUUCUCUUGGCGCGAUAUACAGAUUUGGGGCAUACGACGCAGUCCUUUAUUUGAAAGAUUUAGUUUUCUCGUGGAUUCCAGUUACAAGUACUUUAUCCUCAAAAACUGUCACGAGUGACGAAUGUGUCCAGAUGUCAUCUAUAGGAGCAUGCCUUGCUCUACCAACUAUAGUGUCUUUCUGCCUUAGGGUUGAAAUGAUUGAUGAUACUGAGUUAGGGCGUCUUAUGAGUGGCCUUAUGGAGCUCAUCUCUGGUUUGUUGUCAGUUAAACAAUCUGAUACCUUCCACCAGAGUUUGUUAGUGGCGGCUUGUGCUGGAGCUGGAAGCCUCCUUUCUAUUGUUUUGAAUGCGGGAUUGAACUUUCUAAAAGCCGAGGAUGUUAAAGGAUUGCUGGAAUUGUUUAGAAAAACUUACUUGAGUCCUCACGUGCUGUUUGUUCAUCUAGGAGGAAUGGUUGGUGUUAUAAAUGCUAUGGGCGCUGGAGCAGGGACGCUGUUAUUAUCUGAUGACUUGGGUUCUUUACUUCCAAAUCAUGCCCCAGAGACGGAGUUAACAUCACUGAUUCAAGAGAUAUUUCUGAUUGCACAAAAUCCUGACGAUCCUCAGUCACAGCAGCAUGCGGCAUGGGCUAUUUCAUUUCUUAGGCAUUCUAUCUUCUCUAGAGACCGUUCAAGUGAGGUGAGUGCAGCACAUGGUGACUCUGGUGUCCUCAAGUCUGCCUCUCACGGAUUUGCGGAAGAUAGUUUGGUUAUGAAACUCUCUAUGUGGCUCACACAGAUGAACUAUUCCGAGCUGGGUGGCAGUAUAAAUACUAGAACCGUCGCCUUAGCUUUGCGAUGUCUAUCAUAUGCUCCAAGAUUGCCAUCGUUGGAUUGGGGAGCAAUCGUCAGACGGUGCAUGAAAUACAGCGGUCAAAUUGUUGAAACCCCUUCGCAGGACACAGCCCUCAGAAAAGGAACCACCAUAAGGGAGGAUUGCUUUCUGUUCUUGUUGUCUCAUGCAAACCAAUCCGACUCACUUCUCGGCAUCCUUGACGAGCUGUAUGAUCUGGCGAGGCUCAAGACGCUCGAGCCAAACCUGCAAUCGCUUAUGCUAUUGCACCUGGCCAGCCUGAUGAAGACCUUCUCCAAUUCCCGACUGUUGAAGCUUUUUGAUGACGUGGCAGAUUUCUUACACUGGUUUGUCUCCUCCAAUCGGUAUGAUCAUGGUGGACGAGCCUCAUUACGGGUUUCUUGCUGGAAGGGUUUGACGACUUUUUUGGAUGAGGCACAAGAUUACGCAAGUAAUGUGGAAAAUUGCAUGGAAAUUCUGUUUAAGAUGUUGCCAUGGUGCGAGUCCGGGGUUACUGUAGGUAACAAGGAUUCUAAACUGGAAUGGGCUGAAGCAAUUAAAUGCCUAGGGAAGGCUCGGCAAAGCUGGCUAUCAGAUUUACUGCUGAUUUCGGAUGCAAAUUUCAGAAAUGAAAACCAGAUCCAGAACACUCUGAAAAAGGUUCAAGCUAUAGCUUCACUAGUUCGGAUGGGUUCCUUACCCUUGUCAGAACUCGCAAAAUUGAAAGCAUACAUUCUAGACAUGAAUUCAGAAGUUAUCUGGAAUAUUCUGGUAGAACUCUCUGUAAUCUUGAAACAAAAGGAUCAAAGCGUGAGACAACAAUGGCUCGUUGACACAGCAGAGAUUCUGUGCGUGACAAGUUUCCCUUCAACGGCACUUUGGUUUCUGGGUCUCUUAUCCGGCAGCUCCUGCAAAUACAUGCCUAUGUUGUCUGCUGAUAAAUCAAGCGUGUUGAGUGACCUGCCCGUCACUUUAUCCUCUCUCCUGGUGGGCACUAGCUGGGAGAUGGUUGCAGAAAGUGUAGCAUUGUAUCUUUGGAGAUCAACGGAAAGGAUUUACUGGGCAAGACACGUCCAGCUUGGCAACUACUUUCUGGGUUCACAGCUUAUUGACAGGUCGGAGAACGAAUUUGCAGUUUUCAUCCUGCAAGUGUUGUAUCGGACUUGUGUUUCUUUGAAAGACUAUUUGCCUGUGGAUAAACAGCUGGGACUUGCUAAUAUGGUUGUCAAAGAAUUGUAACUCGUUAAAUUAUCAGACUUGUGUUUCUUUGAAGAGCGGUUUUAUGUACAAAAAUAAAUUAUUUUUUUUCUUGUAUUUAUGAUGAUGAACUCAAUUCAGUUUUUCAUAAUUUCACAUAAAUCGCAAUCACCAAUUUCCA